This is a messenger RNA of Stylophora pistillata, 1618 nucleotides long. Its product is annotated as melatonin receptor type 1B-B-like. The record is from RefSeq and is a predicted model, not a curated record. NCBI's taxonomy places the organism in Eukaryota, Metazoa, Cnidaria, Anthozoa, Scleractinia, Pocilloporidae. Gene Ontology annotation, molecular function: G protein-coupled receptor activity. Gene Ontology annotation, biological process: G protein-coupled receptor signaling pathway. Gene Ontology annotation, cellular component: membrane.
UCAAGUUGCUCUAAACCACCAUCGCCCCUACGAAACGAGAAAGACACACAAUCUUUGUUGCCAGCGAAGUAAUCUCCACAGUAUUUUACAAGGAAAGACAUCAUCAGUACGGAACGGAAGAAAAGAGUUCGCUGUUAGGCAGACAACAGUGUUUUACUGACUAAAGGUGAUGACGACACUUGCGAUUGAGGAAUAAUGGUUCAUAACGGCUGAUGGCUACAUCUUGCCACGGUUGAAUUGGUAAGAGACGUUUAUUCCCGUCUCUAUUCUAUAUAACGCAAGAAAAAAUUUUUGUCUGAGGCAAAGGUAUCAUCUUGAGUAUUAUUUUCUUUGAGAUCAAAUUUCAUUGGAUCGUACUCGACCGGAUGAAAUUACUAAGACGUGGACACGUUGAAACUCAAUACUCUAGCCUUGCAGUGGAUUCUACAUAGCAGUGGGUAUCAACUCUUUGCCAGGAAUCAAUCCACGAAUAAAUUUAUACGUUUAUAUCAAAGCUUGAAACGGAACAAAUAUGGCCAUGACGUGGCAUCUGCCUCCAAGAAGUCUCAGUUUAAUCGUUCUUGAAUCCGUUGCUUCGGUUGCGCUCAUCGUUCUUUCUUUAAUUGGUAAUGUUUUAAUUCUAACAGCGCUAUUUCGUAACCCGCGGCUUAGAAACACUAGCAACAGUUACAUCGCCGCUCUUGCAGUGACUGACAUUCUCAGUGCCUGUGUCCCAGGAACUCUCUUCGCAAGUACACUUAUUGCGGGGAGACUGGUCUUUGGAAUGCCCGUAUGUCGGCUGAGUGGUUUCCUCGUUCACUUCCUCACCUAUGUUUCUAUGACAACGAUGACCUUGACAGCAGUCAAUCGUUACUUCCGCGUUGUAAGGCCACAGUUGUACCGGAAGUGGUUCACCAAAAGGAGGUCUUGGAGCAUUUUAGUCGCUCUUUGGCUUUUUAUAGCCGGCUUCGUUUUUUAUCCGACCGCACUUGGCGUGGGAACUUUCACGUUCAACCCUAUGCUGUCAUUCUGCGCAUACACUUUUGCGAGUAAAAGCGCAGAAACGGUGUUCACAGUGGCAGUGGUCUGCGUAUUUGUCGUCUUUUCCUUGUCGUUGGUUUGCGUGUGUUAUUAUCACGUUUCCAAACAGAUUCGCAGUCAUAACGCUGGAAUACGUCUCUCCCUCCAAGGUGUUUCCGUCCACGAAAUAAAAUUGUCCAAAGUGCUCUUCAUUAUGGCUUUCGCGUUCGCAAUAUGCUGGAUUCCCACGUUUGGAGUCGUCUUGAUCAUAAGGGUCGUUUUAAGAAGGGCCCCACACGAAUUAGCUGUGGUGAUUCCCUUCUUGAUUCAGACUUCAAGCGUUUUGAAUCCCCUCAUAUAUGGAGCAUUGAGUCCACCCUUUCGUCGGGAGUUCCGCCGUUUGACUACGUUUACACGGAGGGCUCGCUCUAGUGAUAUAAACUCAAAUGCAUCUUCGCCUGUAGGACAAAUAGGUGUGGCUCUGGAGCAGAUAUAUAUCAGUCGACUCUGCGGUGUGGAUGAUUCUCGAAGGCAGCAAGCUGGUUGGGACGAACCAUCACAGUUUCCGAGCUCAAAGGUUGCCUGGCCGGUAUAGGCGCAUUUUAUGAAAUAAUAAUUA